AUGGAAGCUUCCGUGAAACCUGCAUUCGCCAAACCUCCAUUCGCCAACAACCAGUGUCUCUGGGAUACUGCGUACCAGAGCUUCUGGCUUGCGGAUCUACUCAGGUACUUCUACCUCAUCUCCUCGGAGCCGGAGCUCAUUAGUUUGGACGACUAUGUCUUCGAUACCGAGGCGCACCCUCUGAGGUUGUCCCAGCCGUCGGAGACGCCCGUCAUGAACAAGAACUUGUUUGCCCCGUUGCUGUAA
Messenger RNA from Thermothielavioides terrestris NRRL 8126, 246 nucleotides. RefSeq names its product glycoside hydrolase family 47 protein. The coding region runs from base 1 to 246 and encodes 81 amino acids. The transcript has 3 exons. Gene Ontology annotation, molecular function: calcium ion binding; mannosyl-oligosaccharide 1,2-alpha-mannosidase activity. Gene Ontology annotation, biological process: N-glycan processing; carbohydrate metabolic process. Lineage: Eukaryota; Fungi; Ascomycota; Sordariomycetes; Sordariales; Chaetomiaceae. The record is from RefSeq and is a predicted model, not a curated record. Gene Ontology annotation, cellular component: endoplasmic reticulum; Golgi membrane.